AUGCAUGUUGAAAGAUCACCAUUCCAGCCUGGUGUUCCCACGAGUUUGCUCCAAGCAGUGACGGAGAUGGUGAGGUUCCCAGAAUGCUCUGGGCCUGGCAGCCUCAUCUCCUUUUUCAUCUUCCUCCAGCUGUCCCCCCGGUCUUCAGCUCAGUUGGCCGAAACUGGACCAGCUGAGCCAAUUGUGGUUCUGGUUGGGGAAUAUGCUGAUUUACCCUGUUACCUGGACCCCGAAAUGAAUGCAGAGCACAUGGAGGUGAGGUGGUCCCGGUCUGAGUAUUUUAAUGUCGUGCACCUAUACGAUGAAGGGGAGGACCAGGAUGGAGAGCAGAUGGAGGAGUAUCAAGGUAGAACGAUGCUGGUGAGAGAUUCCAUCACUGAUGGACGUGUGAUUCUGAGACUAUACAAUGUCCGUAAGUCUGAUGAGGGACAGUACCUCUGCUUCAUUAGAAGCCCAGAACAUUUCUCUCAAGCCACCCUGGAACUGAAAGUGGCAGCUCAGUUUACCGUGAUUGGACCUGAUAAGCCCAUAGUGGCCCUGGUGGGGGAAGACAUCGAGUUACCCUGUCACCUAGUCCCCAAGAAAAGCACUGAGCACAUGGAGGUGAGGUGGUUCCGAUCCAAAUUCUCCCAGGCUGUGCACGUUUAUCAAGAUGGCCAGGACCAGAACAGAGAACAGAUGAAGGAGUAUCGAGAAAGGACGGACUUAGUGAGAGACUAUGGCCAUGUGACUCUGAGACUAUAUGACAUCAGAGUGUCUGAUGAGGGAAGAUAUCGCUGCUUUUUCCGAGAUGGCCGAAUGCACGAUGAAGCCACCGUGGAGCUGCAGGUGGCAGUUGAGGGCACUGGGCCUCGGCUCCACGUUAAGGGGCACACGGACCAAGUGCUCGUUCUGGAGUGUGAGUCGUCCGGAUGGUACCCAGAGCCUGAGCUGGAGUGGAGAGACGACAGGGGGAGGGUCAUCCCGUCGCAAUCUCUGCGCCGACUCCGAGCCGGAGAUGGCCUGUACAUUGUGGCCGCGUCUGUGGCAGUCCCGUUCCACUUCGUGAGCCAGAUGUCCUGCUCCGUCCGGAACCCCCUCCUCUGGGGGCGAAAGGUGUCAGCGAUUUCCAUGACAGAAGACAAUUGGUUGGUGUCACCUACAAACGUGAUUCUGUCUGUGCUGAUGGUUGUGACCUCUCUCUUUUAUCUCAUCGAGAAGCUGAACGCUGCAGUCUUCUGCUUCUUUUGCGCCUUCCUGCCUGUCCUGGGCCUGGUGGCUGGUUUGAUCGUCUACUUCAUCUAGAAACUUCUGGAGGAAAAAUCAAUUUUGUGGAAAAAAAGAUGUAAGAUAAGUGAUUUCUCCUCUUUCGAGAGCUGACUGUCGUUGAAGAGCCAACUGGUGGGUUGCUAGGAUACGGAGAACACCUCCAGCAUGAACAGUACAGUCAUCGUCCCUGAUGGUCGCUAUCAUCGUCACCAUCUCCAUCUCAUCAGAAUCAGCAGAUCAUCAA
This is a messenger RNA of Tachyglossus aculeatus (Australian echidna), 1492 nucleotides long. Its product is annotated as butyrophilin subfamily 1 member A1-like. The transcript is spliced from 9 exons. NCBI's taxonomy places the organism in Eukaryota, Metazoa, Chordata, Mammalia, Monotremata, Tachyglossidae. Gene Ontology annotation, cellular component: external side of plasma membrane. The coding region runs from base 1 to 1284 and encodes 427 amino acids. The record is from RefSeq and is a predicted model, not a curated record. Gene Ontology annotation, molecular function: signaling receptor binding. Gene Ontology annotation, biological process: regulation of cytokine production; T cell receptor signaling pathway.